AUGAGAAAACGACUGGCCAUUGACCUCACCCUGACUUUGUUUUUAUACGACGUGCAGGGAGAAACCCCUUGCUUGCUCUCACCAGCCCUGUUCCGGUCACGGGUGAUCCCGGUGCUCCUGCAGCUCUUCGAGGUCCACGAGGAGCAUGUGCAGAUGGUGCUGCUCUCCCACAUCGAGGCCUACGUGGAGCACUUCACCCACGAGCAGCUCAAGAAGGUCAUCUUGCCACAGGCGUUACUGGGCCUGCGAGACACCAGUGAUUCCAUCGUGGCGAUUACCCUUCACAGCCUCGCAGUUUUGGUCUCUCUGCUUGGACCCGAGGUAGUUGUAGGUGGAACUAAGAUCUUGAAACAAAUUGCCCCAAGUUUUACUAAAACGAUUGACCUUUCUCCAGAAGGAGAUCAGCUUUCCAUGAAUGGAAUCUCAGAUGUGAAAAAUGCUCCAGAGGAUAGUGACAAUUGCCCAUCAGGUUCUAAGAAGUCUGAGGAGUGGCCUGACUGGAGUGAGCCAGAGGACCCAACUGAGGGCACACAGAUGUGGCCGGGAGAAGCACACGACGGGGCAGGGUCCCGGUGUCCUGGUGUGGCUGUGGAGUCCCCCUGUGAGCCCAGCAGUGGAGAGGCGGAAUCAAACCCGGGCGUUGGCAUCUCUGCUCCAGGACCGGUUAGCCCAGGGGGCCAGUCGCCUGUUCCUGCUUCACUGUCACUCACUGAAGAGUCGAAGACCCGGAAAUCAAGUCUACCCCAAGAGACCAGUCUAGUUCCAAGUGGGGGUGACCCAAACCAAAUGCAGCUACCCAGAGUGUUGUCACAGGAAAGGCCACUGAGGAUGCCAUCGGAACUUGGUUUGGGAGAGGAGUUUACCAUUCAGGUGAAAAAGAAGCCAGUUCUGGACCCCGAGGUGGACUGGUUUGCUGAUAUGACCCCUGACAUUAAGCCUUCAGCGGCUUUGCUUAUUUCACCUGAACUGAGGACAGCAAUGAUGGUCCCUGACAAGGAUGAUGCCUCACCAGUAAGCCAGUUUUCCUCCAAAUUUGCUGCAGCAGAAAUAACUGAGGGGGUAGCGGAAGGCUGGGGAGAAGAAGGGGAGCUGAACUGGGAAGACAAUAGCUGGUGAC
This is a messenger RNA of Ochotona princeps (American pika), 1117 nucleotides long. RefSeq names its product protein-associating with the carboxyl-terminal domain of ezrin-like. Lineage: Eukaryota; Metazoa; Chordata; Mammalia; Lagomorpha; Ochotonidae. The record is from RefSeq and is a predicted model, not a curated record.